AAGUCAUUGCCACUCGCAAAGUGCCAGAAAUCUCCUCACCCCUCUUAUCCAUUCACACAUGUUUAAUUACCUGAGCCAACCAUCCGCGUCGACUCACCGCAUCUCCCGUUUUUCAACUCUCUCCUCUUCCCCUCUCUCUCUCUCUCUCAUCUUCAUGGCUUCUCCUCCGAUUUUCUUUCUCCUUUUCUCUUUUUUUCUCUCUGCUGCAUAUGGUUUUCUUUCUCGUACUUCUGAUUUACAAAACUCCAUCUUUUUACCUGUAACCAAAGAUUCCUUGACUCACCAGUAUGUAACCAAGGUCCACCAUGGAACUCGACUUGUCCCAACCAGACUCGUCGUCGAUCUCGGCGGUCCGUUUCUCUGGAUUGAUCGUUCUUCUCCUUUUAUUUCCAAAUCAUCCUCUAUUCGCCUCAUCCCCAGUUGCUCCACAGAGUGUUUUAAAGCAAAAGCAGCUUCUUCUGAUCUGCGAACUCAGAGUUGCUUCUCCGGGAAAGACGACACUCCCUGUGAUCUCCUCCCGCGGAACGGCGUCGUCGGAGCGGAGACGAAAGGGGAGAUGGUGGAGGAUGUGAUAGUCUUUGGAUCUUCCGAUGGGUCUCGGGUAGGUCAAAUCUCGACGCUUGAGAAUUUUCUGUUCAGUUCGGCUCCGAGAUUUUUGUUGCAGGGGCUUGCCAGUGGGGCUUCGGGAAUGUUGGGUCUGGGAAGAACGCAGAUCUCGUUGCCGGCGCAGAUGGCAGACGUUAUUGGCCAUAGCCGGAGAUUUACUCUGUGUUUGUCGGAUUCAGACGGCGUCGUUUUGUUCGGCGACGGAUCUAAUGAAUCCAUUUUCGGAAGUGAGAUUUCCAGGUCGUUGACUUACACUCCCUUCGUCACUAACACCAUGGGGGCUUCUGGUUCUGGGACUGGUCAAUCUCCGGAUUAUCUCAUCGGAGUAAAAUCAAUCAAGAUCGACGGAAAGAGAUUAUCGCUCGACAAGUUAACAGUCGACGAACGAGGUGCAAAACUGAGCACGAUAGUCCCCUACACCACCAUGGAAAGCUCAAUCUACGCGACCUUCAUCAAGUCCUACAUGGAAGCCGCUGUUUCUUCAAACAUGCGGAAGGUGGACUCCGUUGCGCCAUUCGAGCUCUGCUUCAGCUCAGAAGGGGUUAGCAGAACAGAGCUGGGGCCAGCAGUGCCGAGCAUCGAUUUCGUGUUGCAGAGCGAGAUGGUUAAGUGGAGAGUUCACGGGAGGAACUCAAUGGUUCAGAUGGGUGAUGCCACCUUCACAAGUUCAAUGUCCUAUUCUUCCUCACAAUCACACAAAGAGUCACCAUCUUGA
Messenger RNA from Carica papaya (papaya), 1321 nucleotides. RefSeq names its product Eukaryotic aspartyl protease family protein. The record is from RefSeq and is a predicted model, not a curated record. NCBI's taxonomy places the organism in Eukaryota, Viridiplantae, Streptophyta, Magnoliopsida, Brassicales, Caricaceae. Gene Ontology annotation, biological process: proteolysis. Gene Ontology annotation, molecular function: aspartic-type endopeptidase activity.